AUGUCACUCGCUACGCUUACUCCGCCUGGCAGUGGCGCUCGUCCGUUUGUCGCAAACGCGUCGCCAGCGGCGACCGUAUCUCACCAGAAAACUCGCUUAGAAAAGCAACAGCAGCAGCAACUGCAACAGCAAGAGGAGCAGGAGCAGGAGCCGUUGCGUCCCCCUCCCUUGUUCCGCCUCGAUCGCUUCUUCGGUUCCGCCCCCGACAGCAUUUGGAAAACGCCAGGCGAAAGCGCAAGCAAUGGCGAGAUCGGUGGCGCAGGAGAAAAGAAGCGGGGGCAAGCGGAUGACGCAGGGGGGAAAGAAGGGGGAGGAGGAGGGGGUACUUGGCUGAUAGACCCGGGGGACGGCACCAGCGGGGAAGGCGCGGAAUUUCCUCCCGCGGAGCUCUUCACUGUGCGGAACUUCCCCGUGAGGCUGCCGCGGCGGAAGGGGAAGCGGAGAAAGGGCGACCGGGAGGAAGAUGUGGGAGGAAAGACGAACCCAGGCACGGUGGAAGGUGGUUCAGUGGGGCAAGACUCGUGGGUGCUCCCAGUAACGGGGGAUAGGUUUCCCGUGACGCCGUAUCAAGAUGUGAUUAAAGCGGGGGAGAGGAACGUGGACUCCUACCACUCGUGCAGUCAGCGACCACGACUUGGUGCGCAUCGCAAUAAGCUGAACCCGAAACACGCUUUGCCACUUCUCCCGGGGCCCCCUCUCUCUCCACCCCCUCUCUCUCCAUCCCCUCUCUCUCCACCCCCUCUCUCUCCACCCCCUCUCUCUCCACCCCCUCUCUCUCCACCCCCUCUCUCUCCACCCCCUCUCUCUCCACCCCCUCUCUCUCCACCCCCUCUCUCUCCUCCCCCCGACACUCCCAUCCGCGCAGUCGGCGACCAGCGCGGCGACCAGCGCGGCGACCACGACGUGGCGCACAUUGAAAUGAGUGAGCCCAAGAAUCCCCCUCCCCUACUUCCCCUCACCGUCCUCCUGAAGUGCCCCCAUCCCCCUAUACACAACUCCCUCCCCCGCCUCAACACCAACCUCACCAUGCUGCUGGGCGCAGAGGACGACGGGGUGUACGACGUGGACAUGCGAGUGACGCUCUACUCUCCCCUCCCUCCUAUCCCCUGCCUCCCCUCCGCCACCAGCAACCUCACCAUGCUGCUGGGCGCGGAGGACGACGGGGUGUACGACGUGGACAUGCGAGUGACGCGUGUAAUCAACCUCACCAUGCUGUUAGGAGCGGAGGACGACGGGGUGUACGACGUGGACAUGCGGGUGACGCUCUACCGCAACUGGUUUGACAAGUCGGGGCAGCGACAGCCCAAGGCGCGGUGGGGCAGGGUCCACGGGUGGAUGGAUGGAUGGAUGGCAGGAAAGGGAUGGAGUGGUGGUGGGAUGGAUGGACUUUUGAGGUGCCUCAAAGGACUGAAGCAGAGCGGAGAGGGGGUGAACGGUUGCAGGGACGGAUCAUGGAUGGAAGGGAAGGGAUGGAGUGGUGGUGGGAUGGAUGGACUUUUGAGGUGCCUCAAAGGACUGAAGCAGAGCGGAGAGGGGGUGAACGGUUGCAAGGACGGAUCAUGGAUAGAAGGGAAGGGAUGGAGUGGUGGUGGGAUGGAUGGAGUGAUGGAUGGGGAGAGACAGUGGAAUGGACGGUUGGGAGGAGAGAUGGAGGCAUGGAGGGAUGGAUGA
This is a messenger RNA of Closterium sp. Naga37s-1, 1671 nucleotides long. The record is from the annotation of a GenBank genome assembly. NCBI's taxonomy places the organism in Eukaryota, Viridiplantae, Streptophyta, Zygnematophyceae, Desmidiales, Closteriaceae.